UUCUUCUCCUUCUUCUUUCCAUUGCCUAGGGUUUUCUAAUUCUUCAUCUUUCCAUAUUCUUUUUUCCAAGUACUUAUUAUAUAUAAUUAAUUGUUUGAUUUUCGGUUGAUUAUCAUGAAGGAUAGUUCUGGAGAUCAUAAUAAUUAUAAUAAUAAUCUUCAUGUUAAUUAUCAUGAUCAAUAUAAAUCUUCUUGUCCAAGAGGCCAUUGGAGACCUGCUGAAGAUGAAAAACUUCGUCAAUUGGUUGAACAAUAUGGUGCUCAAAAUUGGAAUUCCAUUGCUGAGAAACUUCAAGGCAGAUCAGGAAAGAGUUGUAGAUUGAGAUGGUUUAAUCAACUAGACCCAAGAAUAAUCAGAAAGCCAUUUAGUGAAGAAGAAGAGGAAAGAUUAUUGGGAGCUCAUAGAAUACAUGGAAAUAAAUGGUCACUUAUAGCAAGACUAUUUCCAGGUAGAACUGAUAAUGCUGUGAAGAAUCAUUGGCAUGUUAUUAUGGCAAGAAAGCAAAGAGAACAAUCAAAACUUUGUGGCAACAAAAGAACUUAUCAACAAUUUUCAAAUUUAAUUCUCAACAACAACCAAAUUACAACACAAUCUUCAUCCUCAACAACAAAUCAUCAUCAUCAUCAUCAUCAUCAUCCUCAACUUACAACAACUACAAUUCUUGUUUCUGACUACAACAACAACAACAGCAACAGCAAAGAUGGAAUGGUUUGGAAUUUCAGACAGGGCUUCAAAGGUUAUUCAGACAAUAAUAAUAUUCUCUAUAGAUCAUCGUCUUCUCAUUUUAAUUAUAACUAUUAUCCUAAUUCUUCAUCUUCAUCAUCAUCAUCAGCUAGAUUUUGCUUCCCAAAUAAUAAAAUUCCUAUUGGGGUUUUUGAAUUUGGUAGCCCUUCAACUACAGCACUUAUGAAGUUCAUGGCUAACACUGAUGAUCGUAAUAAUAAUCAUGAUCAACAACCACAAGUACUACAACAAGAGGAAUCUCUUAAGGACAAGGAUAAUAUCCCCUUCAUAGAUUUCCUUGGAGUUGGAAUUUCUUCUUGAUCAUCUAAUUUUAAACUACUUCUUUUUAUUACUUAUUCAUACAGAUCCUCAGCCUCUCCUAUGUGAAAAAUUAAAGAUAGGUUAAUUUUUUUUAGUUUUAGUUAUAUAUAUAUAAACUCUUUUCUCAUCUUGUGAGAUGGUAUUAUAAAAGGAUAUGACUUUGAUUUUCA
Cucumis sativus (cucumber) is the source of this 1214-nucleotide messenger RNA. Its product is annotated as transcription factor MYB54. Gene Ontology annotation, biological process: regulation of DNA-templated transcription. Gene Ontology annotation, molecular function: DNA-binding transcription factor activity, RNA polymerase II-specific; RNA polymerase II cis-regulatory region sequence-specific DNA binding. Gene Ontology annotation, cellular component: nucleus. The transcript is spliced from 2 exons. Lineage: Eukaryota; Viridiplantae; Streptophyta; Magnoliopsida; Cucurbitales; Cucurbitaceae. The record is from RefSeq and is a predicted model, not a curated record. The coding region runs from base 115 to 1044 and encodes 309 amino acids.